CUCUCUAAAGUCUAACAAUCUGAAACCCAGCUUCUUUAUUUUAUCUCUCUUCUUCUUCCGCUCUCCUCAAUCACAAAAAACACCAUUAAACCUUUCAUCUAUUUCUUACUUGUUAUUUUACCCGCCAAUAAGGUACUUGAACAUUUUUCUCCUUCUUUCUCUUUGUUUUCGUCUUAUCAUGGAUAAAGAUUUUCAGAUUCCCGACGAUCUCGGUGGAGAAAAAACUGCGAUUGAGAAAUCGUCUGGUAUGGAGGUUGCAGCAAUGGAGGUUGAUAAUGACGGUGAAAUUUCGGUGAAGAAACGGAAGACGGAGGAUAAUGGUGAAGAAGUAGAGCUGAAGAAAGUUGCGGAGAUUGUUUUGGUUUUGUCUGCUAUGGGAAGGAUGAGAGGUGGUAAAGAACCGACGGUUUUGGAGAAAACGAUGAUGGCAGAAGCUAAGGAAAAAGUUGUUGCUUUGUGUGAAGAAUUGGCUCCGAAAGAUAUUGUUCCUAUGGAAGCAUUUGGUGCUAUUAUGGAAGAUUUAGGGCUCAAUCGUUUGAAGGAUCGGUUAGGGUUUCGUCCUGCUAAACAAUCUAUUUCUGAACGGAUUGCUUUGGCUAAACGCAGGAUGGAAGAAUCAAAGGUGUUUGCUGCUCAGCCUGCUUCAUAUCCAUCUCAGAGAGUACAAACUGCGAGUGCUGCUGCUAAUGAGAAUCGUGGGUUACCUUCUAAUGUCCAUGUGUUCUCAUCUGAUAAGGUGAGUCAUGUGCCUGUAUCAGCGGGAACUUUUCAUCCUCCUACUUCUGCAGUUAAUGUCUCUUCAGCAGCCUCUACCCCUGUUCGAUUUCACCCUCCUGGCACUGAAGUCCGCCAACAAGUUAGCUCUUCAGCUAUGCUGAAUAAUAUAGGAAAGGAUUUCACCUCUGGGGUACCUACCAUACUUGAUAGGUCUCAUAACGGGUCGUCUUUGCCUAAUGUUCCAGUGAGUUCUUCUGCACAUCAACGGCUUCAAUCUUCAAUGCAUGUUGGAACAAAAAAUACAGUAUCAAAUCAAUUACCUGUGAGAAUUGACAGUAAUGUUAGUAGAAGCUCUCCGCAUCCAACAGCACAGGCAGUUAUUGCUCAAACGCAGCAGACAGUUGCUCAAACUUCAAGGCCUGUUGCCAAUCAGACGGCUGGUGGUACUCCACCUACUGUGCAUAAUCAAGGCAGUCAUUUUGUUCGUGCUUCUCCACCUGUUAAUCACCAUGUUGAUAUAUCUAGAUUAGUACAGAAGCUUCUGACUCCAAAGCUUCCUCAGCGUUCUGUGUGGACUGCUCCUUCAAGGGAAUAUAUGAAUAGACCACUAGGAUGUCAGUUCUGCAAGCAGGCUGUCAGUGAUGUGGAAAACAUGGUUGUUUGUGAUGCCUGUGAGAAGGGCUAUCAUUUGGGGUGUCUUCAGUCAUACAAUGCAAAAAGCUUUCCUAGAGGUGAGUGGCAUUGUCCUAGGUGCCUGUCAAUGAGCCAUGGAAAACCAUUUCCUCCCAAGUAUGGCCGUGUUACAAGAAAUAUGAAUGUCCCGAAAGCUGCUUCCUCCAUGAUUGGAGUUCAGAUGCCUUCAGAAAAGAAGGUGGUGGCUGUGGUAGGCAAGUUAAAUGAACCAAAUGCAACAAUAAACAAAAGCCAAACUUCUAAUAUACACCCUCCGUUGAAUCAUCCAAAUGCAACAACGAACGGAAGCCAAGAUUCUAAAGUACACCCCCAGGCUAUUAAAAAUAAUGAACCAUCAUCUGAGUCAAUUCUAGGACACCAAAAUGAGAUUGUUAGAAAUGACAUAUCCAUCAGCGUAAAGGAUGAUGAAACUAAGCUGGAACAUUCCCUAAACAACACCACAGGAGCUGCAGUGGAGGCCUCUUUAUCAGUUUCUGCUAGUGAUAAUCCUCUUCAGCAGACAAAAGCUGAAAUACCUUCUGAAGACAGAUUGAUGUCUGAGACAGAGCCCAGAACUUCAGUUAUAUCUCAAGAAAAUUUUAAACCUGAUGACUUGCACUCGUCGAGCAAUCAAGAUGAUGUUGAAGAGAAGGUGUUGGAUGGUGUUGCAAUUCCAGUACAACACAUCGAGAACAAUGGAGUUACUGAUACUCGUCCAUCCAAUGAUGAAAAUCAUGAUGUGAAAAGUCUGGUUGAUAUAGAAAGAGUUAAUCACCAGGCUAAAGAUCUUGCUGAGGCUUCAGAGAGUGGCUUGCAUGAUGUUUACUGGCUUGGCGAUGAAGAUAGAAUUGUGGACAAAAGGAAGUUCUUUCGGUCUUGUCGCAUCAAUGGCAUGGUAUACCAAGUGCAGGAUUAUGCCCUUUUUCGUUCUGAAAAAGGAAAACUGACACCUUUGAAACUCCAGGGCAUGUGGGAGGAUAGUCAAAAUAACCUGAAAUGGCUUGUUGUUCACAAAUGCUAUUUUCCUGAUGACUUGCCGGAGGAGGUUGGCCGCCCUGGUGCUCCGCAAAGCAAUGAGGUAUAUGAGUCUACUCAUGAUAGCAACGUGUUGGCGGGUUUAGUUCAAGGCCCGUGUGAAGUGCUUCCUUUCAGAAAAUUUGGGGAGGAAGCUGAGACAAAUGAUAAAAUCUCUUCAACGGAAGACGGGAGCCUGCCAAUUUUUAUACGCAAUUGGUUCUAUGAUGAGACCAGACAAGCUUUCUGCCCCAGCGCUAGCUGAUCUUGUCUGUGGAUUAAUGUGGUAGUUGAUGGUGCUUCUAAACCCUUUUGUGGCACAUAGACAACAUUUCUUCAGGGUUUCUUACUCCAUGUAAUAUUAUCGCAGACAGAACUCAGUCUGAAGGUAGUCUCUUUCCGUUUGCACAAUAUGUAGAUUAAUUCGUAUUGCCUUGUACCACAUUUUCUUUCAUAGGCUUCUGCAUUACAAUUUGUAUCAGGUUUGCCCUUAAUUUUUGGGAUGCCUUAGCAUUUAGUGAAAAAUAAAUAUUAAAAGCCUCUUAAUUUUUUGUUUCAGCUGUUCUAGAUCAAAUUUAACACAUCAAAUUCAGAUGUAUAUUAACAUUUUUUUAUUUUAUCUCAUACCAAUCUGCUGUUUUUUCUA
Messenger RNA from Amaranthus tricolor (Joseph's coat), 3049 nucleotides. RefSeq lists its product as uncharacterized. NCBI's taxonomy places the organism in Eukaryota, Viridiplantae, Streptophyta, Magnoliopsida, Caryophyllales, Amaranthaceae. The transcript is spliced from 8 exons. The record is from RefSeq and is a predicted model, not a curated record. Gene Ontology annotation, molecular function: chromatin binding. Bases 179 to 2668 code for a protein of 829 amino acids.